Molecule: messenger RNA, 1920 nt
Organism: Dentiscutata erythropus
Lineage: Eukaryota; Fungi; Glomeromycota; Glomeromycetes; Diversisporales; Gigasporaceae
Source: the annotation of a GenBank genome assembly
AUGGCUUAUUAUAAUACAGAUAGCAUUUUUAUUUCUUAUAAGCAAGUUUCGAAUAGUAGAAAUGUAAUUGACAAAGGCGGUGCUGCUAUGAUUACUCUUGAAAAGUACAAGGGAAUUGAUGUUGCAGUCAAACAUUUCAAUGAAAAUAUUAUGAAUGAAAUAGCAAAUGAACUUAGAAUUCUUCGUAGCCUUCAAUGUGAAAAUAUAAUUAAAUUCUAUGGUGUAACAAAAACUCCAAGCGGAAGUACUUGUUUAAUUAUGGAAUAUGCACAUAAUGGAAAUUUAUUUAACUACCUUAAUAGUAACAAGCUUACCGCGGACACAAAAGCAGAUAUGGCUAUUCAAAUCUCAUGGGGAUUACGGAAAUACCACGAAAAUGGAAUUAUACAUUCGGAUUUAAAAUCUAAUAACAUUUUAGUGAAUAAAUAUUUGGUAUUGAAAAUUACAGAUUUUGGUGUAAGUCGUACGGAACGAGAGUUGGAUGUGAGAGGGAAAACUGGUGGAACGGUAUUUUAUGCAGCACCUGAGCGUCUCUCUGAAGACAAAGAAUUGGAAAAGCAUUAUAAAGAUCUGCCACAUCUUUCAGAUAUUUAUAGUUACGGAUUGGUUGUGUGGGAAAUUGCAACAAAUGGAAAAUCGUUGUAUGAUAGAAUGGAAAAAGACAAAGUCAGAGAACUUAAAAAUUCUGAGGAUUCAGAGCAUUUUCAAAUAUUAUUUUCGAACACAGAUGUAUCAUCGUCAUCAAAACUUAGAAAAAUAAUUGAGGGAUGUUGUAAGAAAUCUCCCCUCAAACGUAUGCCUUUAGAGAAAGUCGAAUUUAAACUUCUAGAAGAUUUUCCCUUUGUCGAGAAGAAAAAUCACGCAAGUAAACUUAUUAGUGAAGGCAACUAUAAAGAAGCAAUCCAAAUUUUAGAGGAUGAGCUAAGCAUCCGAGAUAAAAAUGAUACAAUGGCUGCAAUGGUGUUAUUACAACGUGGAUAUACUUAUUUUAAAACUUGCCAAUAUCAGGAUACACUUAACACCAUAACACUGUCACUAAAAAUUUGGGAGAAUAAUCCGCUUGCUUUAAUGCAGCUUGGAUCAGCUUAUUGCCUUAUAGGACAAUAUCAUGAAGCAUUUGUUAAUAUAAACGCGGCGCAUGGUAUUGAUCAAAAUUUACGUGCAACGGCAAUACGUGGAUUUAUUAAUUGUUAUAAUGCAUUUGCAUAUCUUGCGCGUGGAUAUGUCAAUAGCAAAAAAAAUAGAGGAUUAAAAUCGGCUGAAGAUUUCGCAAAGUAUCACAGAAUCUUAGAAAAUAACCCAAAUCUUGCCUUUUGGACUAUUUAUAAAACGAUGCGUACCCCAGAAAUUGACACUUUAAUUUCACAACCUGUAAAACAAUAUCCAAAUGGAAUGCCUGUCAACCAACAAUCACAAUUUGUCGAUCAACAAAAACCUGAAAAAAAUUAUCCAAACGGAAUGCCUAUCAACCAACAACUACAACUUUUCACUCAACAACAACCUGCAAUACAAUAUCUAAAAGAUAUGUUCGUCGCUCAACAACCUACAAUACAAUAUCUAAAAGGAAUGUUCGUCACUCAACCACAAUAUCAAAACGGAAUGCAUGUCACUCAACAGCCACAAUUGGCUGCUCAACAACAACCAGUAACACAAUAUCCUAAUGAAAUGCCCAUCGCCCAACAGCCACAAUUCGUCGAUCAACAACAACCUUUAACACAAUAUCCAAACGGAAUGCCUGUCACUCAACAACCACAAUUGGCCGCUCAACAACAACCAGUAACACAAUAUUCAAACGGGAUGCCAUUCACCCAACAACCACCAGUAACACAAGAUCCAAACGGAAUGUUCGUCAUUCAACAGCCACAAUUGGCUGUUCCACAACAACCAGUAACACAAUAUCCAAACGGAAUGCCUGACUAG